Entelurus aequoreus (snake pipefish) is the source of this 1901-nucleotide messenger RNA. It is a transcript of the gene bmi1a, whose product is annotated as bmi1 polycomb ring finger oncogene 1a. The transcript is spliced from 10 exons. The record is from RefSeq and is a predicted model, not a curated record. NCBI's taxonomy places the organism in Eukaryota, Metazoa, Chordata, Actinopteri, Syngnathiformes, Syngnathidae. The coding region runs from base 429 to 1409 and encodes 326 amino acids. Gene Ontology annotation, cellular component: PRC1 complex. Gene Ontology annotation, molecular function: promoter-specific chromatin binding. Gene Ontology annotation, biological process: negative regulation of transcription by RNA polymerase II.
GCGUCCACGUAAAGCCAUUUUGGGGACGGUGUCAGUUUCCGCGGAGCGCGCGCGCACGCAUACUCGCGCACACCACUACCGCCGCCGCUGCUGCGUUUCCACUCGCGAGGAGGAGGAGGGCUAAGUCGGCUAUUUUGGAGGCAAACUUGGCGGUCGCCGAGUGUGGACCGAACCCGAACCUACGCCGGAGGACUUUGCCGGUGCUCCGCUUGCAAAGUCCCAGGGUCGCUAGCGGAGGGCAGCGUCGGUUCCUUCCCGCCCCCACCCCCGUGUGAAGUGCGCUCGCCUCGGCCGCUGACAGCGUCUGCAGCCUGCUUCAAGAUGGCGGCUCGGCUCCGAUUCAUUCGCUGCUGAUUGCCUCCCAACUUUCAUUGUCUGUCCGCAGCACCACACCUCCCAUCCCGGCGCACAGCCUCCUUUCUGUCAUCAUGCAUCGGACGACCAGAAUCAAGAUCACCGAGCUCAACCCCCACCUCAUGUGCGUCCUGUGCGGGGGUUACUUCAUCGACGCGACCACCAUCAUCGAGUGUCUGCACUCAUUUUGCAAAAUGUGCAUCGUUCGCUACCUGGAAGCCAGCAAAUAUUGUCCCAUCUGUGACGUGCAAGUGCACAAAACCAAGCCUUUGCUCAACAUCAGGUCUGACAAAACUCUCCAGGACAUUGUCUACAAGCUGGUCCCAGACCUCUUCAAAAAUGAAAUGAAGAGAAGAAGAGACUUUUAUGCUGAGCAUCCCGUAGAAGCUUCCAACAGCUCCAACGAAGAUCGUGGAGAAGUAGCAGACGAGGAAAAGAGAAUAAUCACAGAUGAUGAAAUCAUCAGUCUGUCUAUUGAGUUCUUUGAUCAGAGCACCCACAGACUCACAGGUUGUCUAGAAGACAAGCAUCCUAAAGAUCAGGUGGCAAACAAAAGAUACCUGCAGUGUCCAGCAGCAAUGACCAUCAUGCAUCUGAGGAAGUUCCUUCGCAGCAAAAUGGACAUCCCUAACACUCACCAGGUAGAAGUCAUGUAUGAAGAUGAACCCCUGAAAGAUUACUACACAUUAAUGGACAUUGCGUACAUCUACACAUGGAGACGGACCGGCCCGCUGCCUCUGCACUACCGCGUGCGGCCCAACUGUAAGAAGAGGAGGGUGAGCCACAUGCAGCCGGAAGUCACCAGCCGCUCCGCACCGGAAAGCGACUCAUCCAGCGACAAAGCCGGAAGUCCCGCGGGGGCGCCGUCUGCGUCCUCCUCUAUGCCGAGCCCGGACACCCCAGCGCCUUCCCCGCUCCCUCGGCCCCCGCACAAGCCGACCAGCAACGUCAACGGAAUCCCGGCUUCGACUGCGGUGGCGAGUCGGCCCUUCACGCAGCUGAGCGGCAAGCCGAGGAAAGUGUCUUUGAACGGAACAUCCACGUCGUCAGGAUGACAGCGAACAAGCUGGCGCUCACUUCCACUGUAUAGUCUUUCUACUCCUUCCAUUUCCGUACAGCAUUUCAAAAUAAAAAGGCAAAAGAGGUAUUAUGAAAGAGCGUUAGGGGAAGCAAAAGCAUUGAAUUAUUAUUUACAGAAGUAGUUUAUUUUAUUCAACUCUGUCGCCCAAGUGAACCGUGUUUUGGUCAGUUAUUCCUCGUGUGUUUGAAUAUUUUAACGCAUGCUCAUGGCUACGACAGUUAUGUUCUGCUGGGUUGUUUUUUCUAAAAGACAAUGUAAAAAAACGUUUUUAGACACCACAUGUACAUACAAAAUACAGUAAUUGCUAUUUAAUCAGCGGUGAUGGAAAGAUGCUUCCGGUUUUGCUACGUUUCAAGCUCAGUGACGUCACUUUUCCCGUUUAUUCGUUUAUCUGCUCGACUGUAUGGACAACUUAUUGUAUUGUUACUGUUGCACAGUAUAAAACUAAAAUAAAAAAUACACUCAA